This is a messenger RNA of Pocillopora damicornis (cauliflower coral), 1483 nucleotides long. Its product is annotated as kelch domain-containing protein 1. The record is from RefSeq and is a predicted model, not a curated record. Gene Ontology annotation, molecular function: protein binding. Lineage: Eukaryota; Metazoa; Cnidaria; Anthozoa; Scleractinia; Pocilloporidae.
AUGGGAAGUGAAUCAUCAGCACCGGUUACUUAUGGAACAAGGCUUCUAAAUGAUAUAAAAGUUGAAUGGAAGAAAGUAGAAAUGGACGCAAAGUUGCCAUCUCGUGACGGACAUUGCGCGGCCGCCAUUGCAGAUAAACUUUACGUAUUUGGCGGAGUUCGUUGGCUUUCUGAUCUUGAGGAAGUGACAGAAUCCAACGAAAUUCUGGUUUUCGAUUCUCUCUGUAAUUUUUCGAAAGCUUCUCACACAUUGAACAAGAUUAUCACGGGAGGUGACGUUCCAUCGGCCAGAUCCUCCGCAGCUGUGGCUGCAGUGGGAAUGAAACUGUAUGUUUUUGGUGGACUGAGUAGAGACUGUGGAUGGCUGAAUGAUCUACACGCUUUUGAUACUGAAACAAAGCAGUGGCAAAAUAUCACAUGCAAAGGCGUCCCUCCAUCUCCACGUGAUAAGCUAUCUUGUGUUGCUAUGGGAACCAAGAUUAUCUUCUUUGGCGGAUUUGGUCCAUUGGAGAAUUUGGAGACAGAAAAAUCUGAGCAGGAAGAAGCAGAGUUUGGUUGGUUCAACGAUCUCUUCAGUUUUGAUACAGAGAACUGUACAUGGGAAAAGCUCACUCCUUCAUUUACUGGAUCUCCAACACCCAGAGCAGCUCAUGGAAUGUGUGCUGUUGGAUCAAGACUUGUAAUCUUUGGAGGCAGAGACAGUGUUGGUAGAAAGAAUGACAUCUUUGUUUUGGAUACAGACACAAUGGAAUGGAUCUCAAAGCCAACCUCAGGACGACAGCCAGAGCCUCGUUCAUUCCAUACAUGCACAGCUGUAGGUAACAGAGUGGUAGUUUUUGGUGGAAGAAGUUUGGAGAAUGCACAUUUUGAUGAUCUGCACAUUUUUGACACAGACACAAAUGAGUGGCUGCAGCCAUCAACAUCUGGUAGCAUCCCUCAUGGCAGGGGGGUACACACAGCCACACUGGUGGGAGACCAGUUGGUACUUUAUGGAGGUUCAUCUGAUUUUGAUGGAGAAACAAUGCAGUGUCAGGAGUAUCAUGGGGAUGUAUAUCUUAUUGCAAAAGAACAAUUCUUGUCAGGGAUGUCCCAAGGUCCAGACCCUAAUGAUGUUCCUCCUGUUUAAGCUCAAGCUCCCUUAAUGACUGGUGGAUUUGCUAAUUUUCAAGAAUGUCAAACAAUUGAGGAGGAAGACAGCAGUGAAUAUGAAGAUUCAUCAGAUGAGCAAUAGAGAAACAAAGUUAUUCUUCUUACUUUAAGAAGAGAGGCUGCAUUCAAGGGAAUUAACUUAUGUACAUGAGCAGUAGCUGGUAAUGAAAUGCUUUUGUUUUAAUCACCUGUACAACAAUUUUUCCACUAAAACUGUUUUGAAUUUUUUUUUUUUAAAGAUUAUCCAGCGGUUGCUUUGUAGAUGAUAAAGCCACCAUCAAUGACACAAUACAAUAUUGCAUAAUAAAAGCUAAUCCACAUUUUAUUGUGAUUUA